CAACCAGUUUCAAACAAAAACAUUGGGUUUUGUACGACUUCAUUCACUAGAUUUGCUUCAAAGAUUUUUCAGCGAGUUUAGACAUGGCUUUCAAUAACAUUAAAGACGGCGAAUUCACAAAAACGAUCUACAGUAUGAUCAAAGAUGAGCGAUACCACGACGCUAUCACCACCCUUGUCACAAUUGUGGAUGCCAACCCAACAUCAAAAGCAGGGCUGUCAUUAUUAGGAUAUUGCUGCUUCCAAAUCCAGGAUUUUUUCAAUGCUGCCAGUUGUUAUGAACAACUGUACAGUCUUUAUAGCGAGCAAGAAGAAUACAAACUCUACUGGGCCCAGUCGCUCUACGAAGCCGGCCUUUAUGGAAGCUCGUUGAAGGUUUGCAAUCAAAUCGUGGAUCCUAAACUCAAGGGCAAAGUGUUAAAACUAGAAGCAGCCAUUCGCUUUGCCGAGGAUGAUUUGGCCGCAGCCAUGAAUACCGUGAACGCAUGUUUUGCCCUGAGCUCCAGCAAUGACGUUGAUACGUUAGUUAACAUGGGAUGUAUCCGUUUCAAAGAGGAAGACUAUUCAAGAGCCUUGAACAAGUUCCAAAGUGCCGUGCAUGUAUCGGGUUUCGAACCCCAAUUACUCUAUAAUGUGGCAGUGUGCCACUACAAAAUGAAAGAAUACGCACCCGCCAUCAAGUCUAUCGCUGACAUUAUCGAACGCGGGAUUCGAGAUCACCCGGAAUUGAGUGUAGGCAUGGCAACCGAAGGAUUGGAAGUUCGGUCGGUUGGCAACACGCUAGCGCUACAUAAAAGUGCCCUUGUUGAAGCUUUCAAUCUUAAAGCUGCAACAGAGUAUCAACUAAAGAAUUUUGACGGAGCCAAAGAAGCGCUGACGGAUAUGCCCCCCAGACUGGAAUCGGAAUUAGAUCCGGUGACGUUACAUAACAUGGCGCUAUUAACAGCCGAUGCUAAUCCGAGUGAAAGUUUCGACAAACUUCAGUUCCUCCUCUUACAGCAAGUAACACAAAUGCAACAGCAACUUGAAAAUCCCGAGGCACGACUGACUGGUGCCGGGCCAUUGGUUUGCCCGCCUGAAACAUUCGCCAAUCUGCUUCUCCUCUACUGUAAAUACGAAUAUUUCGACUUGGCUGCCGACUUGAUGGCGGAGCACGCAGACAUGACUUACAAACACCUUAGUCCGUACGUGUUUGAUUUUCUCGAGGCGCUCAUCAUUCAGCAAACGUCACCGGAAGAGGCCUUUGCCAAGUUUGACGCUCUUUGUGUUCGAUACGGGGAGACGGUUCGACGUACCGGUACGAACUUGAAAGAAGCUCGACGACAACAGAGUUCGCACGCCAUCAGUGCAGCUGGGCUCGCGCACGAACAAGCCAUGGAGACUUACUUGCCCGUUUUGAUGAAUCAAGCUAAAAUUUAUUGGGAUCGAGAAAACUACGUUCAAGUAGAGAAACUUUUCCGGCAGUCGGCAGAACUUUGCGGAGAUGCAGAUGUCUGGCGUUUGAAUGUCGCGCACACUUUGUUCAUGCAAGAAAGCAAGUUUCGGGAAGCCACAAGUUUCUACGAGCCCCUGGUUAAGCAAAAUUACGAUAAUAUCUUGGAUGUCAGUGCCGUGGUGCUUGCCAAUUUAUGCGUUUGCUAUCUCGUGACGUCACAAAACGAAGAAGCUGAAGAACUUCUUAGGAAACUAGAGAAAGAAGAAGAGCAGAAAAGUCUUGAAAAUCCUCAAUCCAAGUUCUUUCAUUUGUCUAUAGUUAACCUGGUUAUUGGGACACUGUAUUGUUCCAAAGGCAACUACGAAUUUGGCAUCUCUCGCGUGAUCAAAAGUCUGGAACCAUAUCAUCAGAAGCUUGGGACCGAUACCUGGUUUUACGCUAAGAGAUGCCUCAUGUCCUUACUGGAGAAUAUGGCCAAACAAGUUGUGGUCAUUAAAGAUUCAAUUCUGGACGACAUCCUGCAAUUCCUCGACAGCUGCCAGUUUUACGGAAGGGAAGUACAAACGAUCCUGGAAAAUCCAACAGCUGUCAAUUUAAACGUUAGCAGCGCCCGAUUUACUGUAACAUACGAAGCAAGGAUUAUUAAAUGUCUGUUACUUCAGAUCAUCCGAAACUGAGGUAACAAUGGGUAAAGAUGUAUUGUCACUUUAUCCUCCGGUUCACUGAAUCAAAAAAAAAGGGUGAAAAAAAAAACAGAACGGGAAACAAAGAAUGGGUUGAAACGAGAGAAGGGAUGAGGGAGGAUAGAUUCAAAAGGUGUCACCACAAUACACAAUACAUACGACAGA
This is a messenger RNA of Daphnia carinata, 2282 nucleotides long. It is a transcript of the gene Ttc30, whose product is annotated as intraflagellar transport protein 70A-like. Gene Ontology annotation, molecular function: intraciliary transport particle B binding; protein binding. Gene Ontology annotation, biological process: intraciliary transport. The record is from RefSeq and is a predicted model, not a curated record. The transcript is spliced from 12 exons. Gene Ontology annotation, cellular component: axonemal microtubule; intraciliary transport particle B. Bases 84 to 2111 code for a protein of 675 amino acids. Lineage: Eukaryota; Metazoa; Arthropoda; Branchiopoda; Diplostraca; Daphniidae.